GUAGUUGUUUUUUUUCCAGAGACGUUGUUGAUACUGCCAGUGUUGCCACGUUCUUUUCUGCUUUGUAACGUGCAAAUAGCGCAGUUACAGUGCUCAGUUAAUAUCUAUUUCUAUUUGGAAAAUAAUUCUGUGAACAUUAUUUUUCUUUAAAAAUUUACCAGUUCGUUACGGACUCCCAUUCGUACAAUUAUCUCUGUGGAAAUAACUUACAUUUUGUGCUCAGUCAACGCUAAAAAUAUUACUAAUAAUGGCAGAACUGAGCAUAACCAAAAAAUCUCAAUUUCAAGUCAGAGGACUUCCGGAUGCUGUAAAGAUGAACCAGCUGUCCAACCUGCUCCAGGACGCCCUUAUCUCCACAGGCCAUGUCCAUCAGUGUGCUAUCAUCAGGAGGAAUGAUGCCAACGUCAGAGCAAGCUCACUUGGGUUUAACCUGUAUCCUGACCAAGUCUCUUUAUUGCUAGACGCCUUUAAGAACCCGCCCCAGACUAGACAGGAUGGCAUUUAUUUUGACGAGGCUCAGUACAAAUGCAUCAGAGCAGACAAAAACUCGAUCUACGCUAAAUGUACCAAGAAAGGACUUGUGUUAGUGAAGACAGUGACUCUUAUGAUCAUAGCUACCUACAAUGAAAACAUGUUCCCCAGUGUAUGUGUGGAAGCAGUUGAGAAGUUAGCUGACUAUUUCAAAGAGAAAGGAAUGUGAAUAGAACCACUUGGAGAUGUCUACAUGAUUGAAACAAUAGGAAAUGUCUGUGAUAAGAGCAGGUUAAGCAUUAAGUUUGUUAUAAGUGAGUCUAUGGUCAUGUAAAUAUUUUAAGACUUCAGUUUCAUGAGAUAAUAGAUUGGAUUUUGUAAAUAUGUAAAUAAUAAAUUCACCAAGUUCUUGUUGAUAAAGAGUUCUGUAGUCACUUGUGCAUUGUAUUCUGUUGGUUCAGUACACCACAAACAUGCCAAAGACACUCAAAACUUUGUGAAAGCUAAUAAUCUACUACAGACUAAAACUCAAUGCAAUUGCUGUAUGUAGAGUAUUUAAUUAGGAAGCCUCUUUGGUUAGACAUAUGAAGGUAAGACCAGGACAGCUUCAAAGUCAGCACAUUUUUUUUUACCCCCCAUUCCCACAAAAACAUUUCUUUUACCUACCUCUACAGGGCAAAUUCAACAAACAAAAUAAAGCCAAUGAUUAAAAUAUAAAUGUUAAAAAGUAUUUUUCUUAAGGUGUUUGUUUAUUAGUAAAUAAAUUAGGAAUAGCUAUUUUUAUAACAAGAAGAGAAAAAUUCCAAUUAGACAAGACUUUGAAAAAAAACAAAAUGUAUACAUAGCGUAGUGGAAAAAGCAAUAUUCAUCUAACCAAAACUCUAAAAACAGAAAUCAGAACUAGAAUAAAAUAAAGGACAUGAAACUUUAGUUUUUGAAUUGAUCCUUUAAGAACAUUUUCAAAUGUUUGUUUGAAUCAAAAUAUCUCAAAAGUAAAGCUUUACAAAUAAGUCUCUAACAAACAGAAUUAACAUCUCACUAAACAAAGCAUUUUAUUUUGGGGACUUAGUUUUUUUUUUUCAAAAUUGAUAAAACGUUUCACAAAUCUGACAAAUCGUAAGAUGGUUGUAUUGCUUGAAAGUACUUGAACUCUAGCCAGGCUCCUCAGUCUGGCAACUACUAUACAAGACAAAUGUAUUACCCAAAUCAAAUGGUAUUCAAAAAUUCAAUCUAAGUUAAAAGAAAUAUCAACACAACUAUUUUAAUUCAUGAUUCAGCAACAGAGAAAACAAAAAACAGGCCAAAAAUCUACUAAUUAUAUAUAUAUAUAUUUUGUAUGUAUAUAUGUACGAAUAUAUUUAAAUAACGAAACACAUGUGAACUAUUGAGUCAUUCACUAAAUUGUCUUCCACUUUGCACCAGUUUCAGAACAAAUAUUUGGAACCACUCAGGUUUAGUUUGGCACUCACACACACGUCUUACACAGUUGAAUAUGCAGGUUAGGUAAAUGAGGCUAUUACCAUUAUCAUAGUUUGGUCUCGGGACGAAAUAAAACAAAAACAUUAUUAUUUAUGUAGGGUGAUGUACAUGACCAAAAUGAACAAACUGGCAGCACCUACAAGUGUCGUGCCACAACCAUUAUAUUGCAAGAUUCAGCAUCAGCCAUUAUUAGACCAACCACCACCCACCCCAUCAUUAUCUACAACUUGUUAACAAUUAUAUGCUGUGCUAUAAGUAGAACUAUUUGAUUUCUCCAUUUACAUGAAACAAUGAUUUGACAUUUACAAAUAGGUAUUUAAAUACAUACAAUUAUUGUCGACGAAGCUUUAAAACAAAUCAUGUGACUGAAAAUUUUGACGAAAAAAAAUAAUAUAAAAAACUUUUCAACAAUAUCAAAACAUUUGCUUUUCGAGUUUUAUUAGAUGGGUAUAAAAUAUAUACACAAAAAAGAUAACAGUAACUUUACGAAUGAAAUCUGUAUGAAACCAAAUUUGACUUUCUACUGAGCAGAUAAUGUAAAAUAUUAGGUCCCCAAAAAAACAACAUGAGCAACAAAUGAAAUGGAUCCAUCAACAAUAACUUGAAGCUUAACUAAACAACUGGGACUCACACUUUAAAACAAAUCUUUGAACUACAGCUACAUAACAUUGCUCAGGUUGGGUGGGGGGAGGGAAUCUGACAGUCAGUUUAUACACAUCUAAAUUAUUGACUAGUUAUUCAACUCCAGGCUUACUAACUAGAACAAGUUGGCCACAAAAUAAUUGAGAAGGCGAACCAUUUCAAAAUUGCAGUUUGCUUUUUCUAAUCCAGAUACAAAAAGUAAUCUCAGAAAAUCAAGUCAAUCUAAGGUGCAUGAUAAUUGAAAUAAAGAGAAGUAAUCAUGUCCGCAUUGAUUUCAAGUAUAAAGUCUUAACAAAAUAUAUAUAUAUUUCUCAUCAAGAGGAUAUACACAAAGUAAAAAAAGGAGGUAAGUGAGAAGAGACGUACUUUAUCCUGAAACCACUUUGCUAAUGUAUCUUAUCAAUAUCUAGGACAGGGGGAAUAUAGAGUGUAGAUCUGAGUACAUAGAAAAACUAAAAGAUACAAAGGUUACACAUUGCUUAGCCUUAUACAAGUCAUUAACACAGCUACAGGAACUAAUUCACAUGAAAAGAAAAAACAGGUCAUCAUACACAGUACAAUCCAUGGUACAU
This is a messenger RNA of Biomphalaria glabrata, 3164 nucleotides long. Its product is annotated as profilin-4-like. Bases 248 to 700 code for a protein of 150 amino acids. Gene Ontology annotation, cellular component: cell cortex. Gene Ontology annotation, molecular function: actin monomer binding. The transcript has 6 exons. Lineage: Eukaryota; Metazoa; Mollusca; Gastropoda; Planorbidae. The record is from RefSeq and is a predicted model, not a curated record.